Hippocampus zosterae (dwarf seahorse) is the source of this 1239-nucleotide messenger RNA. It is a transcript of the gene slc25a4, whose product is annotated as solute carrier family 25 member 4. Gene Ontology annotation, molecular function: ATP:ADP antiporter activity. NCBI's taxonomy places the organism in Eukaryota, Metazoa, Chordata, Actinopteri, Syngnathiformes, Syngnathidae. Gene Ontology annotation, biological process: mitochondrial ATP transmembrane transport; mitochondrial ADP transmembrane transport. Bases 78 to 974 code for a protein of 298 amino acids. The record is from RefSeq and is a predicted model, not a curated record. Gene Ontology annotation, cellular component: mitochondrial inner membrane. The transcript is spliced from 4 exons.
GGAGCGCAUCGUCCACUUGGAGCUGCGACGUCGGGUUUCCUGGAGGACCUGGGUGUGUUUGUGUGAAGCGUGCAGCCAUGUCGGACGCAGUGACCAGUUUCCUGAAGGACUUCUUGGCCGGUGGCGUGGCCGCAGCCAUCUCCAAGACGGCCGUGGCACCCAUUGAGAGAGUCAAACUCUUACUGCAGGUCCAGCAUGCCAGUAAGCAGAUCACAGCCGAGAUGCAGUACAAGGGCAUCAUGGACUGUGUGGUGCGGAUCCCAAAGGAACAAGGCUUUCUGUCCUUCUGGAGGGGCAACCUGGCCAAUGUCAUCCGAUACUUCCCCACCCAAGCACUCAACUUUGCCUUCAAAGACAAGUACAAGAAGAUCUUCCUGGGUGGCGUGGACCAGAAGACGCAGUUCUGGCGCUACUUCGCCGGCAACCUUGCGUCGGGCGGCGCGGCCGGCGCCACUUCGCUUUGCUUCGUCUACCCCCUGGACUUUGCCAGGACGCGAUUGGCCGCUGACAUCGGCAAGGGCACGGCUGAAAGGGAGUUCACUGGCUUGGGGAACUGUCUCACUAAGAUCUUCAAGACGGACGGCCUUAAGGGGCUCUACCAGGGCUUCAAUGUGUCCGUGCAGGGCAUCAUCAUCUACAGGGCUGCAUACUUCGGCUGCUUUGACACGGCUAAAGGAAUGCUUCCCGAUCCAAAGAACACACACAUCGUGGUCAGCUGGAUGAUCGCUCAGACGGUGACGGCCUCGGCCGGCCUGGUGUCAUACCCCUUCGACACCGUUAGACGUCGCAUGAUGAUGCAGUCUGGUCGCAAAGGAGCUGAGAUCAUGUACAAGGGCACAAUGGAUUGUUGGAGGAAGAUCCUCAAGGAUGAAGGUCCCAAAGCUUUCUUCAAGGGUGCUUGGUCCAACGUGAUCAGGGGCAUGGGUGGAGCUUUCGUAUUAGUAUUGUACGAUGAGAUCAAAAAGUACACAUAGGCUACCGCCUGUCGCCAUGGAAAUCCUCCAGGAUGCUCGCUUGUCUUAAUUUUGCUCUUUACAUGUGUGGCAGCCCCGUAAAGAUUCUAUACAUACUCCGCAGCCGUGACAUUUGAUACAGCUGCACAAUAAUGCAAGACAUAGCACGCGAUUGGAUUGUGCAGGUGUACCUAAUAAAGUGGCCAAGGAGUGCCACAUUAAGGCCAACUGUAACAAGCAACUGUUCUAAUAAAGAUAGUUUCUCACCAUUUGUUGCGAUGACAAC